AUGGAUUUCGUCAACUCUUCCUCGGUCAGACUCGAUCUCCCACCAUUGAGGACCUUCAGGGUCCCUCGCAAUCCAACAAUACGCAUCCCACUCGAAAUCAGAAAAAUACCACUAGGGAAGAUCUUUUAUCCCUGGAAAGCCAAUCCUGCUAUCUUCGAUUUGUCGAUGAGCGCCAACUUUGUUUUCACAUUUGCUGCAGUGUAUGUCACUUCGGUCUUGCUCUUAAAUCGAUUCAAUGCUGGGCGAAACUAUAAACCAUGGAGUAUCAGCCGUACUUUUGUGUACAGGCAAAUGAUGACUCUCCAUAAUGCCGCUCUUGCGUUGUUCUCUGCAUGGUCUCUCUGUGGCAUGCUUUAUACUGUCUAUUACCACUGGCUUUUGGCAAGGCCAGAACUAGGGACUGCCUCUUCUCUACAUUUGGUAGAGUUCCUUUGCCGAUUUGAUCAGAGAGAAUAUCGAAUUUUGAAGCCUCGGAUGGACGGUUCUAGAGAUGGGGUCAUCUAUAUAUACUGGAUCUUCUAUUUAAGCAAGUUCUAUGAGGUGGUGGAUACUUUCAUAAUUCUUUCGCGCGGAAAGAAAAGCUCAACUUUGCAAACAUUUCAUCACGCUGGUGUUAUAUUGAUUGGAUGGGUUGGCUUGAGAUACGAAUCUCCAAUGGCUCCUCCUGGGGCCACUUUGAAUGCGUUCGUGCAUACACUGAUGUACUCAUACUUCACUCUACAAACACUUGGAAUAUCCGUUUCCAAGCCGUUAAAACGUGCUUUGACCAUCAUUCAAAUUGUCCAAUUUAUAGUCGGCCUGCUUUUUUCCUCUUUCUAUCUUUUUGUCACCUACAAAGCCCCUGCCAGUAUGAAUGAAGGGGUCUUUCCAGCUGGUGCCCCCUCCGAAUCUGUAUCGGUAUUUUCCCAGACCCAGGGACACCAAUAUCGUCGAAAUGAUAAUUCAACAAUGAUUCGGUGUCUGGGCGAUGGGGAGGCAUUUCCUCUGGUUGUGGCUGGCUCUUAUCUUUUAGUUUUGAUAUAUCUCUUUGUGAGGUUCUAUAUUAAAGCUUAUACCGUACAGCCGGGCAAGGUGAGGCCAUGA
Messenger RNA from Penicillium chermesinum, 1083 nucleotides. Its product is annotated as elongation of very long chain fatty acids protein. Gene Ontology annotation, molecular function: fatty acid elongase activity. The coding region runs from base 1 to 1083 and encodes 360 amino acids. NCBI's taxonomy places the organism in Eukaryota, Fungi, Ascomycota, Eurotiomycetes, Eurotiales, Aspergillaceae. The transcript is spliced from 3 exons. The record is from RefSeq and is a predicted model, not a curated record. Gene Ontology annotation, cellular component: endoplasmic reticulum membrane. Gene Ontology annotation, biological process: fatty acid elongation, polyunsaturated fatty acid; sphingolipid biosynthetic process; very long-chain fatty acid biosynthetic process.